Messenger RNA from Hemicordylus capensis (graceful crag lizard), 5274 nucleotides. RefSeq names its product solute carrier family 26 member 4 (gene SLC26A4). Lineage: Eukaryota; Metazoa; Chordata; Lepidosauria; Squamata; Cordylidae. Gene Ontology annotation, cellular component: membrane. Gene Ontology annotation, biological process: transmembrane transport. The record is from RefSeq and is a predicted model, not a curated record. Gene Ontology annotation, molecular function: sulfate transmembrane transporter activity; chloride transmembrane transporter activity; bicarbonate transmembrane transporter activity. The transcript has 21 exons. Bases 57 to 2387 code for a protein of 776 amino acids.
AUGCUGCUGGGGGGUCACCCGCUCUGCCCACUGCGGGGCCUGUCGCAGGUAGGGGCAUGGCAGCAAGUGGAGGGGUUGAUGGAGCCCUCCCCGAUCUCAGUCGCUAUGUGGUGGCCCGACCCAUAUACAAUGAACCAACUUUUCAAGAGGAGAAUGAGAGGAAACUGGUGCUGUCCAAAACGCUCCGGGAACGAGUCCAGAAAGCUUGCAGUUGUUCAAGAAGAAAGGCCUUCCAGAUAACCAAGACCUUUUUUCCUAUCCUGGAAUGGCUACCUAAGUACAGGGUUAAGGAAUGGCUAAUGAGCGACAUAAUUUCUGGCAUCAGUACAGGACUUGUGGGUACUUUGCAAGGUUUGGCAUAUGCAUUGCUGGUUGCAGUUCCCAUUGGAUAUGGCCUCUACUCUGCGUUUUUCCCCAUCCUGACAUACUUCUUCUUGGGAACAUCAAAACACAUCUCAGUUGGACCUUUUCCUGUGGUCAGUUUGAUGGUAGGGUCGGUAGUACUAAGCAUGGCACCUGAUGAAAAAUUCCUCAUGGUUAGCAGUAACAUGACAGGGCUGAACAAAACGAUGAUAGACACUGAAUCCAGAGAUGCAGAGAGAGUGCUGAUUGCUAGCACUGUCACCUUUUUGGUUGGCAUUAUCCAGCUGGUGUUUGGAGCGCUUCAGAUUGGUUUCAUUGUGCGAUACCUUGCUGAUCCACUGGUUGGGGGUUUUACAACCGCAGCAGCUUUCCAAGUGCUUGUUUCACAACUGAAAAUAGUCUUAAAUGUCUCAACCAAAAAUUACAACGGGAUACUUUCCAUAAUCUAUACCCUUAUAGAAAUAUUUGAAAAUAUUGGAACCACCAACAUAGCUGAUCUCAUUGCUGGUCUGCUGACCAUUGUUAUUUGUAUGGCAGUCAAGGAAAUAAAUGAUCGGUUCAGACAUAAGAUCCCUAUUCCUAUUCCUAUAGAAGUGAUUGUGACAAUAGUAGCCACUGGCAUUUCGUAUGGUGUUGACCUGGAGAAAAAAUACAAUGCAGGCAUUGUUAAAUCAAUUCCUAGGGGAUUUUUGCCUCCUGAACCUCCUGCUGUCAGCAUGUUUGGAGAGAUGAUAGCUUCUGCCUUUUCCAUUGCUAUUGUUGGCUACGCAAUUGCUGUAUCUGUAGGCAAAGUGUAUGCAACCAAAUAUGACUAUGCUAUUGAUGGAAACCAGGAGUUUAUUGCCUUUGGGAUCAGCAAUAUUUUUUCAGGAGCUUUCUCAUGUUUUGUUGCCACUACUGCUCUGUCUCGGACAGCAGUCCAGGAAAGCACUGGUGGAAAAACCCAGGUUGCUGGCAUAAUCUCUGCUGGAAUUGUAUUGAUUGCCAUUGUUGCUUUGGGGAAACUGCUCGAACCUUUACAAAAGUCUGUGUUAGCAGCUGUUGUCAUUGCCAACUUGAAAGGAAUGUUCAUGCAAGUGUGUGAUGUCCCUCGUUUGUGGAGGCAAAGCAAGGCAGAUGCUAUGAUCUGGGUUUUCACGUGUAUUGCAUCAAUCAUUCUUGGACUUGAUUUGGGAUUGCUUGCUGGUCUGGUGUUUGCACUGUUGACUGUUGUAUUGAGAAUUCAAUUUCCCUCCUGGGGGAGCCUUGGCAACAUUCCUGGCACAGACCUAUAUAAGAACGUCAAAGAAUACAAAAAUAUCAUUGAACCAGAAGGAGUGAAGAUUCUCAGAUUUUCAAGUCCUAUAUUUUAUGCUAACAUUGAUGGCUUGAGAAGCAGCCUUAAAUCCACUGUGGGAUUUGAUGCUGUUCGUGUAUACAACAAGAGGCUUAAAGCCCUGAGAAAGAUACAGAAGCUAAUCAAGAAGGGGAAAUUAAAAGCAACUAAAAAUGGCAUAAUCAGUGAAUUUGGUACUACUAAUGAAGCUUUUGAACCUGACGAAGACCCAGAAGAUCCUGCAGAACUUGACAUUCCAACUAAAGAAGUAGAAAUCCAGGUGGACUGGAAUUCAGAACUCCCAGUCAAAGUCAAUGUCCCCAAAGUGCCUCUCCAUAGUCUCAUUUUUGAUUUUGCAGCGGUAUCCUUCGUGGAUGUAGUAGCAGUGAGAGCAAUAAAAACGGUUGUCAAAGAGUUUGAGAGGAUUGAUGUGAGGGUAUAUAUUGCAUCACAUUUAGACCACAUUAUCAAAACACUAGAACACUGUGCCUUCUUUGAUGAUGAUGUCCAAAAAGACAUGUUUUUCCUGACUGUUCAUGAUGCUGUACUUCACAUACAGAGUCAGAUCUUGUACAGAGAUAUACAGGACCCUAUAUUUGAAAAGAUUUCAUUGAUGCAGGAGUCAAAAGAACCACUAGAAUUCACGGAAGCAGACCAGAAUGAAGAGCUUGAUGUUCAGGAAGAGGCGAUGCGAAGACUUGCUUCAUAAAAGGAAGACUUGAAUUCGUCAUAUCUAUGAACUGUAGCAAACACACACCAAUAUCUCAAGGAGUUUCAUCACUGGGACAAUUUAUUUUGCACUACAAGAAGACAUUUAUUUUGUACUACAGAUGUCUCAGGUUCACCUACCUUUUUUUUUUUUUUUGCAUAUGUACUUAAAAUUACUUGGUAAAGUUGCUCAAAAUCAAAUUAAUGGGGAAAUUAGCUUCUACAUGCAUAAUUGCAUUUAAAUUAUAAUUACAUGCAUCAUUGCAUUUAAAGUCCAAAGUUAUUUCAGUUUAUAUUUACUAGAAAGCAAGCUAUUUGUUGGUAUGAACUGGGAAGAUGCUUAAGACUCUGUUUGUACAAUGCCAAGUAGAAUGUGAUGUCUCCGUCUCUCAGGGUACCUCUUGGUGCUACUGCCACAAUGGCAACACUAUUCAUGACUGAUAAAUACCAUAGUAAUAAAUAGUAGGAACCUAAGUUCUGGAAGCAAAACAGCGUUCUGGAAGAUGUAAGGUUUUGAUUUGCUAACACAAAAAUAUUCAUAAAGAUAUAUGAUAUACAGUUCAGAAAUCACUUAUUUCAGAACUAAUAAGUUGAAAUAUAGAAGAAUGACUUCACCAUGUGAAUAAUAGUUUCAGAUGAUAUUCAAAUGCCUGAUUUUCUUGCAAGGUUUAAAUCAAAUGGUGGCUAACUUUUUUGGCAAGUGUGCUACAUGGUCUAUCUAAAGUAUGAGGUAGAGCCACUUUAGUGUGCAUUUUGGUACAUAUGCAGCCUCAAACACCACCCCACCCUGCCAUGUUGGGGUGGUCUUGCCUCUUGUCUAGUAACAGGUAAGCAGGUGGAAGCACUGAACUGGAGACAGAGGUGCACCUAGGUAAUUUUGGAAGCCCCCCCCCCCAAAUUAAGAAUCGUCAUGUUCCGCUGGGUGACCACACUACGCAGGACAGAGUAAAGAGGAUUGGGGGGGGCAGGGGCUAUGGAGGCCCUGGACUUGGGCACCGAAGUCCAGGAGUACGAGUGCCUCUGACUGGAGAGGCAGGUAGAAAUGGAAGCCUGACUCUAUGUCAUCACCAGGCUCAGGGAGGCCCUCCUCCUGCCCGAGCAUGCUGCAGAAACUCCUAUUGUCUAUAGCAGUUUUGGCACCCAUGUUGCAGGCAGGUAAAUUAGCGCUUUUUACAACUAUUAAUACAAAUGGAAGCUAUUCAGACAAAUAAUUGCUCAUUAUGCUAUUUUGAAGAUUCCUGUUAUAAUGCUAUUUUGAAUUAUUGCUUCCAUGCCCUGCAACUCAAUCCUUAUGAUGGAGUUUGUUGCACUAGGCAUAGUUAUAACCAUGAUAUUAUAUUAGUGCUGAGGGCAGAUAUGAUUAAAAGUUUAGGAUUUGGAUGUUGAUUUGAUAAUACUGUUUUUAGAAUAUAACAACUAGUAAUAAUUAAUGGAAUUAAAAACAAUAACUAUUAAUCACAAAGGUUUCUAGCAAGACAUAUCCUAUGUAAGUGAAUGGAGAUUUUGGUUUGAGGGCCAGAAUAAUAGAUUCCUUAGGCCGCGAAUCAGUUGUAGCUGAUUUAAAGUGCUAUGCUUGCACUAACUUGUGCCUUACUCUGUGAAUAUUCUUUUCCAAAUUAAUAGGCCUGCUGGUUAACCCAUUAACAGAAUGAAUGAAACCAAACCGAAUAAGUGAAAAAGCUGUGAAUACAUUUCUCUAUGCAAUAUCACCCCUGGUUAUAUAUCUACAUCUCUAUAUUAAGGAAAUAAUAAAAUUGUACAAAGUACAUUAUUUUUGCGACUCCCCCCACUAAGAAAUGAAAUAUAAUAGGAAAUCAUGGGAUCUUCUGACAAAAUAAAAUAUUUUUCUUCACAGAGGAGGAUUUGCAUCAAAUGGGAUAUUUUUCUCUCUGGGGGGGGAAAGCAGCUAUGGAGGGCCCUGAUCAGGACCAUAUUGCAGGCAAAUGGCUAAAGCCCCUCCAGUACUCCCCAUGGUGCACUGGCAAACUCAUGAGAGAGGGGAAAUUAAGCAUUUCUCAUCAGUUUUGCAUUAGAAAGUGCACACUUAACAGUGUUUGUUUUAAGCUUAUUUGUGUACACUGCAUUCAUACAUAGUACCAUGAACAUGUUCAUAGACCACCAGAAAUCCAUUUCUUCAUUUGCCCUUUCAGCUUGUCUGCAUGUAGUAGCAUCCAAUGCCAGUCUAUGUAUAUAAUGGGCAAAUCCCUAGAGGUGCCUUUUCUUCAUGAAAGGGAUUCAUCUGUUAUUUAUGUCCAGUGGCCCCCACCAAGCAUAUGCUGCAGUCACCAAAUCCCACUGAUUAAGUCCCAUUGACUUUAGCAGACCAUUUUCCUAUAUGCAUACCUUGAAUGUACAUGUCAGAUGGAAAGUGAUAUAUUGAAACUAGUGCAACAUACUAAAUAACUACUUGAAACAUGGUAUACACCAGCAAAUGUAUAAAGUACAAAUGCAUAUUCAUGCAUAUUUUGGGCAUUAACAAGCAGACAAAUCAUGCUUAUUGUUGCUCUUAGUUUAUUAGCAAAUGCAUAUGAUACUCAUCUGCACAAAUUCAUUUUCUUAUUUACUGAAGUUAAACACCAUUCAUUAUUUAAAACAAUUCCAUAAUUGCCACACAGAAAGAGAAUAUUGGUAUUAUAUCAAGGAAGCAAUCUACACUAGAUGUCUUUAAAAAAGCUAAAAUCAUAGAGGGAAAAUAAUCAUUUUAUGAAAAUAAUCCGAUUACUUUUUGCUGUAAAAAAGACAUUGUGUUUUCUUUGGAUUUUGUAAAUAUUAAAACUGGAUCUUUGUACCUUCAUAUUAUGUUAAACAUUAUCAGUUGAAAUGCCUGUAUUUGAAAGAAUGUUUUGAAAGCAAACAUCCACAAUGAAAUAAAUAUAUUCUCACAUUUU